AUGCUCGUACGCGACUUUAUUCAAGACUCACUCUACAAUCCAAAUUAUGGCUAUUUUUCAAAACGGGCAGAGAUAUUCUCGCCUGUAGAGUCUAUAAACUUCAACGAGAUUGCAGAAGCUGCAGAGUUUGAUGCCACUGUUGCUCGACUGUACCGCGAAUACGAUGAGUCGAGCGACCCGCGAGACAUUGCAGGAAGACAAGUUUGGCACACACCGACGGAACUGUUCAAGCCCUAUUACGGCCAAGCAAUCGCUCAGUGCUUGGUUUCGGAGUAUCUACUCAAAUAUUAUCCAUACGAAGACUUGGUCAUUUACGAGAUAGGGGCAGGAAAUGGCACACUGGCGCUUAACGUACUCGAUUUUCUCAGAGAACAUUACCCCGACGCAUACGACCGGACGCAAUACCACAUCGUCGAAAUUAGCCCUCGACUUGCAGAAAGACAACGCAAAUUGCUUCUUCCACGGCAUCCAAUGGUCAAGAUAAAUAAUCAGGAUAUCUUUUCGUGGAGCUCACCGGUCGCCAUGCCAUGUUACUUCCUCGCCAUUGAGGUCGUCGACAACUUUGCACAUGAUGCGUUGAGGUAUUCGCUGAAUGGCUUGAAACCAUAUCAAGGCCUGAUAGCCAUCUCAUCGAACGGCAACAUACAAGAGGCAUGGGAACCAGCACAGGAUCCUUUGAUCCUCAAAUACCUUGCCUAUCGCAACAUCACAAAGCACAAGGCACCGCAGAUUGCGUCGUCGCGGUUUCAGCCCUACCUCUACCAAUUGCGACGCUUGCUCCCAUUUGCGCCCAAUCUCACCGAACCAGAAUACAUCCCUACAAAACUCAUGAUUCUCUUCGAGCUCCUUGCGCAAAAAUUUCCACUACAUCGCUUACUUCUCACCGACUUUUAUCAUCUUCCUGAUUCGGUACCGGGGUACAACGCGCCAGUCGUGCAGACGAGACUCAAGAACGUCAUGGUACCUUGUUCAACCUUGGCUGUUCAACCAGGGUACUUUGACAUAUUCUUCCCGACCUCGUUCGAGACCAUGAGGGACAUUUACGAGGCCAUUCUCUCUAGGCCCAUCUCUGCUUCAACCGACCGUGCAUCUAGGCCGUCUCCAAUGUCGACAAGUGCCCUUCCAUAUCGUCUUGGAACCGAAUUCUUCACCUCGAAUCCCUUCCGAUCUGGACGACGCAAUCCAUUGGACGGCAUCACGUCCACGAGCGGCCUCCCAGUCGGACAGCGGCGUGUCGUCCACGCAAUUGCAAAGCGGGAAAAUCCCAUGCUUGACUUUUACCAAAAUGUCAAGUUCCUGUUCUGA
Messenger RNA from Serendipita indica DSM 11827, 1305 nucleotides. The record is from the annotation of a GenBank genome assembly. NCBI's taxonomy places the organism in Eukaryota, Fungi, Basidiomycota, Agaricomycetes, Sebacinales, Serendipitaceae.